Anarrhichthys ocellatus (wolf-eel) is the source of this 2043-nucleotide messenger RNA. RefSeq names its product alpha-1,6-mannosyl-glycoprotein 2-beta-N-acetylglucosaminyltransferase (gene mgat2). Bases 475 to 1887 code for a protein of 470 amino acids. The record is from RefSeq and is a predicted model, not a curated record. Gene Ontology annotation, cellular component: Golgi membrane; Golgi stack. The transcript has 2 exons. Gene Ontology annotation, biological process: protein N-linked glycosylation; oligosaccharide biosynthetic process. Gene Ontology annotation, molecular function: alpha-1,6-mannosylglycoprotein 2-beta-N-acetylglucosaminyltransferase activity. Lineage: Eukaryota; Metazoa; Chordata; Actinopteri; Perciformes; Anarhichadidae.
UUUAGGUUGUCUUGGCUGCCCCCUCUCUGGCCCAGUGCAUUGUGGGACAGCGGCAGGCAGUGGUGCCGUAUUUGGGAUAUUAUUUUUUUUUACAGCUAACGCUAGCUGAUAGUUACGUCUCCAUGCAGCCUGCAUGAAGGAAAAUGGAGGAGAAUGGGACGCCGCCGUACUGACGCUUCUCGGUGAACGGACCUCCACGGGUGCUCCGGUUUUAGGUGGUACAUGCACACUCCUACCCUGCAGCCUCCCGGCAACCGUCAUGCCUUAUGGAAUAUUCAUCCACCAUCAAUGACAUUCCAGCGGUACCCAUGUUUACAACAACAGUUCAUUCUGCCAACAAAUAGCCUCAUAUCAGCUCCUUUCGAAUCAGGCUCGCUCCCUUUGCAAAGCACACAAUCAUAAUUGCAAAGCCGUGCUCGCUGUUUCCCCACUACAAUCAACUUCUCUCCCUUCGCAAGAGGCUGACCCCCUAUCAUGAGAUUCCGGGUCUACAAGAGGAAGGUGGUGAUACUGACUGUGGUGGUUGUCAUCUGUGGCCUAGCUUUCUGGAGCAGCGGGAGGCAGAAGAAGAACGACAGCGUGUCGCUCCCCAAGGAAGCCGAGGCGGCGAGGAGAAGCAGCAGCAGCAGCAGCGUUAGCGGCAGCAGUAGCGUCAACAAUCAUAUCCAGGUGCAAGCUACACCUGCAGUCAGCAGGGCACCUGCUCCGCUCCCCGUGAUACAAGCGAACGACACGCACCAGGAGAAAGCAAAGGACAAAGAGAAGCUACCCAAACCAGAGGUAGACAACGCCACGUUAGUCUACCGCGGCAUCGUCUUCCAGCUGAACUUCGACCAGACGAUAAGGAAUGAGGAAAAGUUCAAGGCGGCGCGUCAGAAGGACGAUCUGGUUGUGGUGGUUCAGGUCCACAACCGACCCGACUACCUGAAGCUAUUAGUGGACAGUUUGCGGAAGUCCCGCCGUGUGGAGAGCAUACUGCUGAUAUUCAGCCACGAUUACUGGUCCCCCGAGAUAAACAAAGUGGUGGCCGCUGUUGACUUUUGCCAGGUCCUUCAGAUUUUCUUCCCCUUCAGCGUCCAGCUGUACCCCCAAGAGUUCCCCGGACACGACCCAAAGGAUUGCCCCAGAGACAUUCCCAAAGAGGACGCCUUAAAGCUGGGAUGCAUCAACGCAGAGUACCCCGACUCAUUCGGCCACUACCGUGAGGCCAAGUUCUCCCAGACCAAGCACCACUGGUGGUGGAAGCUGCACUUCGUGUGGGACAGAGUCCGAGUUCUGAAGGACCAUAAGGGCUCGGUGCUGCUGAUCGAGGAGGACCACUACUUGGCCCCGGACUUCAUCCACCUGUUGAAGCUGAUGUCGGCUCUCAAAAGGGAGCAGUGCGCCGACUGCGACAUCCUCUCGCUGGGGAGCUACAGCCACAUCGGCUACUCCGGCAAAGCGAACAAGGUGGAGGUGAAGGCCUGGAAGUCCACCGAGCACAACAUGGGGAUGGCUCUGAGUCGAGAGACGUACCAGAAGCUCAUCCGAUGCACCGACACGUUCUGCACCUACGACGACUACAACUGGGACUGGUCCUUGCAGCACCUGAGCGCAUCCUGCCUGCCCUCCUACUGGAAGGUCAUGGUGAGCGAGGCUCCGCGGAUCUUCCACGCCGGAGACUGCGGCAUGCACCACAAGAAGGCCGCCUGCAUGCCGAUCAGCCAGAAAACCAAGAUAGAAAACGUGCUGCAGUCCAGCGGGAACCAGCUGUUCCCAAAGAACCUCCUGAUAGCAAAGAGACUGCCGGCCAACGGGGCCGGGGGGGUGGCCCCGCACGUGAAGAACGGGGGCUGGGGAGACAUCAGGGACCACGAACUCUGCAAGAGCUAUGUUCGAUUACAGUGACCUUAAUUGCUACGAUUAUAUAUUAUUCUCUCUUUUGCAUCCUCUUUAAAGAAAAAAAAGCCUUUUAAAAGUAAAUCUUUAUGGACUAUUCUUCAUAUUGCCUGUUUUAUUGGACUGUUGAAUAAAGACGAAUGUUGGAUUUCUGGCUUCUUUAAC